AUGUAUCGUCGAUUAUUUAAAAGAAAACAUGAUUUAUCACCACGUAUAAUAUAUCCAAGUACAUUAAUGCAAUAUGAUAAACAUAAUACUACUACUAAACAUUAUAAAUCUGCAUUGAAUUAUAUUAAAACAACUAAAUAUACAUUAUUAACAUUUAUACCAUAUAAUUUAUGGGAACAAUUACAUCGUUUUGCUAAUAUUUAUUUUAUAUUUAUAUUAAUAUUAAAUUUUAUACCAGAAAUUGAUGCAUUCGCUAAAGAGAUAGCACCAAUCCCAGUAUUAAUUACAUUAAUUAUAGUUGCUAUUAAAGAUGCCUAUGAAGAUUUUAGAAGAUAUUUAUUAGAUCGUAAAGUCAAUAAAAAACCAUGUGAAGUUUAUUCAGUACAAGAAAAACAGUACAUCAUUGAUCAAUGGCAAUAUCUUCGUCCAGGAGAUUUUGUUCGUUUACAUACUAAUGAUAUAAUUCCAGCUGAUAUUUUAUUAUUAGCUACAUCAAAUAGUACUGGGAUUUGUCAUAUUGAAACAUCAAAUUUAGACGGUGAAUCUAAUUUAAAACAACGUGAAAUUAUUUCUAACUUGUCGAAUAAAGAUGAAUUUUCACCACUGACAUUUCUUUAUCCAAUUGAAGUAGAAGCUCCAAGUGCUGAAUUAUAUAAAUUCCAUGGGAAAAUUAUACUACCAGAAAUACGUAUUCCUAUUCACAAGAAUAAUAUGUUACUAAGAGGUUGUGUAUUACGUAAUACGGACUAUGUGAUAGGUAUUGUUAUCUAUGCAGGUUGUGAAACAAAGGCAGCUUUGAAUAAUUCUGGUGUUCGAUUCAAAAGAAGUAAACUGGAAAAACAAAUUAAUUUAGAUGUUAUAUGGUGUGUACUUAUUCUAGUUGUAGUCUGUGUCACUGGAGCUAUUGGUAGCGCUGUUUGGCAUCAGAAUUUACCAGGUGAUGAUGUAUUGUUCGUUGCACUUGACAGAAAUUCUUCAACUUCAACACCUGCUUAUCAAGGUUUUCUCAAUUUUUGGAGAUUUGUAAUCAUUUUUCAAACUAUUAUACCAUUACCAUUGUAUGUAACAAUUGAAUUUGUUAAAAUGCAUCAAGUAUGGCAUAUGAAUAAUGAUUUACAAUUAUAUGAUAGUAAUUUAGAUAGACGUAUUGAAAUACGUACAUUUAAUAUUCCUGAAGAUUUAGGUCAAAUUGAAUAUGUAUUCACUGAUAAAACAGGUACAUUAACAGAGAAUAAAAUGGAAUUUAAACGUGCCAGUAUUAAUGGAAAAGAUUAUCAUACAGAUGAUGGUGAUUAUCAUGAAAAUAACGGUCAAUUCAGUAAACAUUCUUCACCAAAGCAUAUUGUAACAAAUUUAAAUACAUUACAGAGUAUAUUAGAGAAUAGAACAAUUUUUUCUUAUCAUCAAAAGACUAUCAAUAAUGAUAUGGAAUAUUCUGAUCAUAGUUCCAGGAAUUAUUAUUUCAAUACUGAUAAAGAAAUCAAUAAUAUUGAAUUUAUUACAAUACAACCAUCUAAUGAGAUACCAUCAACUAGUCAUAUCCAAAUGGAUGAUACUAAUACUCCAUCUUACUAUUUAUCUCAUUCUAUAUCAUCACCAUCAUCUCAACAAAACAAUAUAGAUAUUGAAAUAAAUCAUGAAAAACAAUGGAAAAUGAAUGAAAAAUCUAAGAAUUUAUUAAAUGAAAAAUGUAAUUCUAUAGAAAACAAAUCAAAACCAUUACAUAAUCAAGUUUUAUUAACUGAAGAAAUACGUAUUCAAGAUUUUUUCUUAGCUUUAGCUAUAUGUAAUACAACUGUAGUGUCUGUUACAAAGAAUACUCCAACAAUGUUUCAGGAACCACCUCCACGUCGUAAAGGAUUUCGUGAUUUCUUUCGUUCUGGUAAAUUCAAUUCAGUUACAUAUCUACAUCAGAAGUUACGCAAAACUAAACAGCAACAACAACAACAAAGUCAACCUAGUACACUAUUAGAUAAGUCUAACAUCAUAAUAAAAGAUAAAAUAGAUAAUAAUAAUAAUAAUAAUAAUUUAUCACGAGUUAAACAAACAAUUAACUUAUCUAAUCUAUUUUUAAAUAAAUUACGUUCAACUAAAAUUGAUAAAACAAAUACUCAAUCAGACAAAUUGAAUGAUCAACAUCAUCAUCAUCAUGAUCAUAAUAGUACCAUAUCUUCUAAUCUCUUAGUUACUAACAAUAUAAAUCAUAACACCAUAAUUAAUCAUACUAAACUUAUUAAUCAUGAAGAAACUAGUCAAGAAACAUUUAUCAUGGAUGAUUCUAUUUCUACUAAAUUAGAUGAUAUAGAAAUACAAUCAAUAAAGAUUGAUGAAAAUUAUCAUAGAAAUGAAAUCAAUCAAAUCGAUAAUAAUAAUAAUAAUAAUAAUCAAUUAUUAAAAAUCAAUAAUAUCAAUAUUAAUUCAGCUAGAUUAUUUAAUGAAUUUAUGAAAGAUAAUUAUUAUAAAGAAUCUAUCUUGUAUUAUUAUUCAAGUCGUUGUUUACCACCAGUUAUUGAAGCAUUAAAUUUAGAUAUAAUAUUCAAAAAUUCUAAUCAUAUAUUAAAUAAUAAUAAUAAUAAUAUACAAAUGAAUAUAGAAAAUAAAAAAUUUAUUGGACAUUGUAUAUUACCACAAUAUGAAGAUAAUCAUUUAAGUUCAUAUAAUAGUAGUAGUAUAUCAAUGGAUGAAUUAAAUUUACAUCAUUCUUCAAUUUAUAUACAACAAUCAGAUUUUGAAUCAUUAGAAUCAGCUAAUCAUCGUUUCGAUUUGAAUAAAGAUAAUAAAUUAGAUAACCAACAUGAUAAUAAUGAAAAUCUCACUAAGCUCAAAGAUUUAAAACUCAAUCUUAUCAAGGAGAAAAGUGUUCAAAAUGAUAAAAAUCAAUUGGAAGAAGAAUUAGAAAUAAAUACAGCUAGAACUCUUACAGUACGUAUACACAAUGGUAGUUCAUUUGAGUUACCUAUUGAAUCUGAUAUUUAUGCACAAACUCCAUCUGAAUUAAAACAAUGUCCAUUAUCAGAUAAUACUUUAUUUAAUUCUUAUGAAUCUGAAAGUCCUGAUGAAAUAUGUUUAGUAAAAGAGGCAUGUAAACGAAAUUACAAAUUAUUACAACGUGGUGUUGACUUCAUAUUAUUAUGGUUACCAAAAGAUGGACUUGUUUGUAUACAUGUACUACGUAUUCUACCAUUUGAUUCAAAAAGAAAACGUAUGUCUAUUAUAUUUCGUCAUCCAUAUACAAAUGAACCAAUUCUAUUUACAAAAGGUGCAGAUUCAUCAAUUAUGAAUCGUUUAGAUAAUACAGGAUUAAAUUCACGUGAAUUAAUAACUGCUACACAGGAACAAAUCGAUCAUUAUUCACGUUUGGGUUUAAGAACAUUAGUUAUAGCUGAACGAUUAUUGACAGAAGAUGAACUUCAUGAAUGGUUAAAAGAAGUCUAUGAAAUAGAAACUGGAAAUGAAAAUUCAACAGAAGCCAUGAUGAUAAUGAUGGACAAAUUAGAGCGUAAUUUUAUUCUUUUAGGUGCUACAGGUAUAGAAGAUCGUUUACAAAAUGGUGUACCAGAAACUAUUGACGCGUUACGUGAAGCUGGUAUGCAUGUAUGGAUGUUAACAGGUGAUAAGCAAGAGACUGCAGUGAAUAUUGCUCGUUCGGCUAAUCUGAUUACACCACAACAUAGAGUAAUGUAUAUUAAUUCACGUUCAGAGGCUCGUAUAGAAUAUCUUUUAAAUUCAUAUUUAUACAAUAUUAUUAGUGGACAAUUAUGGGAUUGUUCUAAUGAAUUAGAUGAUAAACUUGAAAAAUUUACUAAUCCACGUUAUUCUAAUUCUCAACAACAACAACAACAUCAACAACACAAUAACAAAAAUCAUCAAACUAAUCAUAAAUCUAAAAGAAAAUCUAAUUUGCAUCGAUCAUCUUCACAUUCACCACAUCGUAGUCGUACUAUACAUCGUGUACGUAUUAUACCUACACAAAAACCAUCUUCAUUACCACGUGAUAUUACUUAUUUUCAUGAAUAUAAUAAUACUACUACUACUAAUAAUAAUAAUAAUAAUAAAAAAACAAAACAAAAAAUUUUUUUUAAUUUUUCAAAAUUUCUUAAAUAUUAUCGUUUGUUGACAAGACAACAACAUCAUCCUAAACGUAAAGUAACUAAUUAUAAAAGGCAUAGCAACAAUAAUCAUAAUAUGGAUAAUUAUAUUCCAUUAGCUUUAGUAAUUGAUGGUGAAAGUUUAAAUUAUGUAUUAAAUAAUGAAAGAAAUAAAUCACAAUUUAUUAAAUUAUGUGAUAUGUGUACAAAUAUUAUAUAUUGUCGAUCAACUCCUGGACAAAAAGCCGCUGUAGUUAGUUUAGUGAAAGAUCAAUUAAAUGCUCAAACAUUAGCUAUUGGUGAUGGUGCAAAUGAUGUAAAUAUGAUACAAGUAGCUAAUGUUGGAAUUGGUAUUAAUAGUGGUGAAGAAGGUAUGCAAGCUGUUAUGGCAUCGGAUUUUGCUAUUAGUCGAUUUUAUUUACUUAAACAAUUAUUACUUGUACAUGGACAUUGGUGUUAUGAUAAACUUGCACAUGCUUCUUUGUAUUUAUUUUAUAAAGAUGCAAUUUAUAUAUUUCUAUUAUUCUGGUUUCAAAUGUUCAAUGGUUUUUCCGGUAGUAAUGCAAUUGAUCAAUUAUCACAAAUAUUAUUUAGUGUUACAAUGACUAGUUUACCACCAUUUAUUAUGGGUAUUUGGGAUAAUCCAUUAGAUGAUAAAACUUUAUUAGCUAAUCCUAUAUUAUAUAGAUCUGGAAUAAAUGGUAAUGCCUAUCGUCCAUGGUUAUUUUGGAUGAAUAUUUUCGAUGCAUUAUGGCAAAGUUUAAUUAUAUUUUUUCUAUCAUAUUUUACUUAUUCGGACGAUAAUAUUGGUUUAUGGGAAUUUGGAUUAUUUCAAACAAAUGCAACAAUUCUAUGUACAUUAUUUCAUUCAUUAAUAAUCACUAGGACAUUGGUUAUAUUACAUGCAGUUAGCUUUUUUGUUAGUUAUAUUCUAUCAUAUUUAAUAUUUACAAUGAUCUAUCAUACAUUUGCUGUUACUGUUGUUCCACCUGAAUGUCCUUAUCGAAUUAUAUUUCGAGUAAUGAAUGAUAUCAAGUUUUGGUUAUUAACAUUGGUUACUAUUAUUUUGGCAUUAUUACCCAGAUUACUUAUAAUUAUCAUUAAAAAUACUUUCUAUCCAAAUAUGGAUACUAUUGGUAAUUUACUUGCAAAAUAUUUAGGUCGUGGUAAACAUUUACCAUUAGAACCAUAUUUAUUACAUAUACCAUAUUCAUUAAUGAUGAGAAAUCGAUUUUCUAUACAAUCAACAAUCAAUCAUUUAUCAUCUUGUAUAUCUGAAAUCAAUUUAAAUAAUCAAUUAAUCAAUAAAUCUUAUAAAAAUAAUAAUUUAAUGGAAUAUAAUUCAUCAUUAAGUCAUAUAUCUUCAUCAUCAUUAUCAUCAUCAGAUAUUCAAUCAAAUUUAAUUAAAUUAAAUGAAACACCAAUACAUUUAAUAAAACAUUUACAUCAAUUACUGAAUGUGAGUAGUCAAUUAAUGAGAGGUGUACAACCUAUUCAUCAUUUAUAUGUUGAAGACAUUUCAAAGAAUUCAAUAGGAAUAGAUCAUCUUCAUCAGCAACAGCAUCAACAUCAUCAUCGUCAACGAUCUAGUACUAUACCUAGAAUUAUAACAGAUUAUAAUAAUUGUCAAUAUGAUCAAAAUGAUAUACAUAAACGUCAUCAUCAUCAUCAUCGACAUUAUCAUACAUUUAAUGGUAGAUUAUUAAUAAAACAACAAAAUAAAACUGAUUUUGAUGAUGAAACUAAUGAUAAAGAUUUUGAUAAAUCAAAAUUAUCUUCUAUUUGGCCAGCAAUUAAUCCUAAUAAUAGAAUAAGUAAUAGUAUUCAAGCUUCAAAUAGUUCAAUGAAUAUUGAUCUUUCAACUAUUGGUCAUAGGAGUAGAGGAUCAAAAAGUCAAAAACAAACACAACAACAACAAUACUUCACAUAUCCUUCAGCUCGAUAUUCACCUGGACAUAGACCGCCUUUAUGUCAAAACAGACAUUUUCCUUUUGAAUUAGAUCCAAGAGAAUAUUCGUCCACUAAUCAAUCUCAGGAAGAAAUUAACGAAUCUUAA
Schistosoma curassoni is the source of this 6144-nucleotide messenger RNA. The record is from the annotation of a GenBank genome assembly. NCBI's taxonomy places the organism in Eukaryota, Metazoa, Platyhelminthes, Trematoda, Strigeidida, Schistosomatidae.